Mesorhabditis spiculigera is the source of this 342-nucleotide messenger RNA. The record is from the annotation of a GenBank genome assembly. Lineage: Eukaryota; Metazoa; Nematoda; Chromadorea; Rhabditida; Rhabditidae.
AUGUUCGUCCCCGUCGAUGAUGUCUCCACGAUCGCCCCAGAAUCCACCACCGUCUUUGUCACGACCACCACCGCCUCGUCCCGGUUGAUCAUCUCCAGUGAAGCGCCCACGUUGCCCCAGAUUGAGAGGAUCUCGCCAUCCGGCUACGCGUCGAGCAGUCUCUUUGGGGACCAAACACACACCUUCGACCCGACCAAGUGCAACAACGAGGCAUGGAUGCGGCUGCUUGAGGCGAAAAUGAAGGAAAACGAUGCGACGGCUUCGAAACUCAGCAUCUCGAGGCAGUUGGGUGACGCGGCGAUGGAGCUCGUCAGUGUGUUGUGCUCAAAGACAACGAUCAGG